AUGACGGCUUACGACGAGAAUGACAGGAAAGAGGCAUCUGUGCACGCAAGCAUAAAGCCUCGAAGCAGACCUCUCGUGCCGCCCUUGAGAUUCAGCGUAGUCGCCUUCUCGCCCUACCCUUCGAACAGCGCCGCACCGGCACCUCAUAGCAACCAUUCGCAGCAUGCUGCGGCCGCAGCCUGCAAGGACGACGUGCAAGCAACAUCUCCAAAAAUUCAAGAUGCGCCAAAGGACGCCACGUCCUGUCUUGCCCAAACGCUAUACAGAGGAUCACAUCCAAAAGCUCGCAACCUGCCCUUCUUGAGCCGACUCCGCUUACGCUCCAUCCUCUCUCUCACUCCCAAACCUUUGUCCAAGAGUGGCCCAUUCAAAGCAUCGGACGAUCGCAUAGAGGAGUGGGCGCAGAGGCGCGGGUGUCGGUUGGAGUGGAUAGAGUGCGAAAAGGGAAAGGAGGAAGAAGUGGCGCUGGAUAGAGAAAGCGCCGAUAGGGCCAUUGCUUUCAUCCUAGACAAGCGCAACCUGCCCUGCUACGUCCACGACCUCGAUGCCCUCCAAGUGUCAUCGCUCCUCGUGGCGCUUCUGAGAAAGGUGCAAGCAUGGUCGCACGCCUCCAUCCAACUCGAGAUGCGCUUCAACCUCUGUUUCGGCACGGGCAACGUCUUCAAGCCCAAUUUGAGCAAUACCGCCUCGCAGGCUGGUCAGUCAGCCAAAGGAACAGAGCUGGAGGAUGACGAUAGCAGCGUCGCAAUGGCUUUCGUCAAAAAGUGGCACCAAUCUGCAGGCCCUUUGCAAACUCGAGAUCCUCAGUCCAAGUCGGAAGCGAGGCACGCGCUUUUCGCGGAUGACCUUGCACGGCCGUCAGCGGCUGAUGGCGCAUCUGCCGCUUCCACGUCAAAGCUGCAAAAUGGCCAAUUGCAGCUCGCUCCCCGCAGACACAUUCCAGACUGGGUCUGGCCUGCCCCUCAUCCCCUCUCUCGACUUGCUGAUCCUUAUGACGUGCUGCCGUUUGCCGCAUUUGCAGAGGUCUCAAAGCGCGACAGCCAAGCUGUGGGCCGAGAAAAAGAUGCCAAGUCGUCCGAUGGCUCGUCCACUGCGAGCAAGAAUGCUCCAUCUGUAGGAAAUCUCAGCGGCAGGCAGUCGAAGCGCAGCUCAACUUUGAUCGAAGGCGCGCCAGAUCAGGCGCAAUACCCUUUCGCUUCGAAUCUGACAGCAUCGACUAGUGUAUCUGCCCGCUCUUCGCCUCGGCUGGUAAAAGCGGCGCUGCCUAGCGCGCACGGAGCGGCUGCUCACACACCGGACACGGAGAGUGUCUCAUCUAGUAGUAGCGGCACAGCGCACAUUGGGGUCGGGUCCCUACCUGUCCUACACCCAACCCUCAGGCUGAGCUUCGAGGUGGAUCCCACCCUUCCUGCUCCACCAUCGAGCUCAAAGCAUGCUCAGAAGGCCGAGCAGCCUGUGCACCCUCAGCCGGGCGCUUUGAGUAGCAGACCGGCCACACCAGCUCGAACAUCGUCGCCACGCCCUUCGGGCUCCAGCGCGGUCGUUCGAAGUCGGGAGAGGACGAUGCUGCCACCACUGUCAGAUCAGAACCGCACCUUGGCAUUCUCUGCACCCACAACUCCUGGUCCUUCGAGGCCUCAAACGCCGGUCAGACAUGCCAACGGCAGCGGCAGCGGCAACGCGCGAUCCGCGGACGCAUCGUUCCAAGGCAAAGCGUCAUCUUCACCUUCGAUCAGCGCCGCUGCGGACUUGUUGAGAUCUGCCAAUACAUCGAUCGGCCCCUCUAGAGCUACGUCGCCAGGCCGUAGCGCCUCUAAGCUGGGAGACGACGCUCGAGCGGCCGUGGAGGGUGAUCUGGCAGACUCAAAGAUGGAGACGCGCUCGCCUGCUGGGGGAGAACGCAACGUUGGGUCUUGUAGGGUUGGGCUUGUCUGGCUCGGCUGCAAAUCACCCAGCUGCAAAUUCGUGCGCAUCCUCGUCGGUGUCGAUGACAUCGACCGACUCGAAUGCCACCAUUCGUCCCCUUCCUCCACCGACAAGCACAGUCUCGCAGACUGGUAG
Ceraceosorus guamensis is the source of this 2061-nucleotide messenger RNA. RefSeq lists its product as hypothetical. The transcript is spliced from 3 exons. The coding region runs from base 1 to 2061 and encodes 686 amino acids. NCBI's taxonomy places the organism in Eukaryota, Fungi, Basidiomycota, Exobasidiomycetes, Ceraceosorales, Ceraceosoraceae. The record is from RefSeq and is a predicted model, not a curated record. Gene Ontology annotation, molecular function: phosphatase activity.